This is a messenger RNA of Salpingoeca rosetta, 1130 nucleotides long. RefSeq lists its product as uncharacterized. The coding region runs from base 13 to 930 and encodes 305 amino acids. The transcript has 4 exons. Lineage: Eukaryota; Choanoflagellata; Craspedida; Salpingoecidae. The record is from RefSeq and is a predicted model, not a curated record. Gene Ontology annotation, cellular component: trans-Golgi network.
AAAAGUUUUGGCAUGCGUCAGGCAAAAUCAGUGGCUGGAGGAGACAACAGAGACGGCACCAGAUACGAGCAGUCAUUUCUGAGCGAGAAGCAACAACGAAGACAACACAAAGACACACACGCACACGCGAGACAACGUCACAUCAUGGCGAAGCUGCUUGUUAUUGCAGGGGUGUUGGCCCUGCUGAGCGCAACUGCUGUACGCGCAGCCACCGUCAACUGCCAGCCGGUCAAUGGCAACGAUCUCAUCCGCAAAUGCGGCAAGCAGUACUUUGACCUUGCAUCCAUCAAGGGUGCCGAUGGCAAGUCACUGCUCACCGCCAAGGACACAACCAACGGGUACAUGUACUACGUGCAGUUCACCAACAACGGCGUGCCAUCCAAGCUCCCCAACUGCACCCUGCAGGACAGCUCCGUGCUCGGCGCGCAGGUGCGCCUGGACGGCCAAGGCUGCUACAGCCUGGCCAAGGCCAACCUCAUCAACUGGGCGUAUGACAACUCCACCAACGACCUGACCAUCACCGCGACCGGUGGCACAAACGGGCGGUCCAUGAGCAUCAAGGCGCAAUGCCAGUUUGGCGCCAAGUACACCAACAUGCAGGAGACGGGCGAGUCUGGCCUCACCUACAACUUCAACAUCAACAUGCCCAGCAAACACUGCACCAACUCUCCCCCUCACGGCCCCAGCCACAAUGGCAAGAAGAAGACGGACGGCGGUGCCAUUGUCCUUGGUGUUUUCUUUGGCGUCCUGCUCGGUUACUUUGUGCUCGGCGCCGUCUACCUCGGCGGUGCGCAGGGCAGGCGCGGCGUGGAGAUGAUCCCCAACCGCGAGUUCUGGGCGUCCCUGCCCGGCCUCGUGCAGGACGGCUUCUACUUCACCACCGCCAAGCUCAAGGGCACCGCUUCCCGCGGCAACUACGCCCAGAUCUAGAUUGCGCGCGCUCAGCAAGCGUUGUCGUGGCCAACCCCCGACAAUCCUCUUUUCGUUUUGCUUUGAUGUGCGUCUCGGGGGUUUUCUUGAUUCGCUCGACCUUUUGUUCUCCCCUUGUUCCUCGUUCUUCGUCUUCUUCUUUUUCGCAGCGUUCCACAAGUGUGUGUCUGUGUGUGUCUGUGUGUCUGUGUGUCUGUGUG